This is a messenger RNA of Daphnia carinata, 2459 nucleotides long. RefSeq lists its product as uncharacterized. Gene Ontology annotation, cellular component: IRE1-TRAF2-ASK1 complex. The coding region runs from base 121 to 2262 and encodes 713 amino acids. NCBI's taxonomy places the organism in Eukaryota, Metazoa, Arthropoda, Branchiopoda, Diplostraca, Daphniidae. The transcript is spliced from 5 exons. Gene Ontology annotation, molecular function: ATP binding; RNA endonuclease activity; protein serine/threonine kinase activity. Gene Ontology annotation, biological process: proteolysis; IRE1-mediated unfolded protein response; protein phosphorylation. The record is from RefSeq and is a predicted model, not a curated record.
UAUAGACGUUCAGUGAGCGGACACAACGAGUGGUUGAAGAACGACUUGGACAGAAUCAGGCUACUUAUCAACACUGUGCCACGACACCAAACAGUGCUUUAGUACAUCUGGAACAAAAAAAUGGAACGGAGCACCUUCAAAAGACACAGAGUGUUAUCUACGGAGGCUGACAACUCCAAGAGUACUCCUACGGCUACCAGCCAAUUAAGAUUAGAGCGCAAUUUCCAGGAGUCCAGUCCAAGCCAAGGAGAUGGAACACUGGUUAAAUCGGACGACAAAACGUUGCUACGCAUUCCACUUAAGGAGAGAAUUCCAAAUGUCGAACAUGAGGAGGAUAAUGGUAAUCUUUACUAUGCUUACACUGAAAAGAAAAAUGGAAAGCCCGUUUUGCAAUAUUUGUCCGGCAAUCCAGAAGAAGAAGAAAAUAAAAAAAAAAAUAAUUCAGAAGGGCAAGGAAAUAAAAAAAAAGAAAAUUCAGAAAAAAAGCAAAAAAGAAAUUUUUUUAAAGGGGUCUACAACUACAACUGCGAUGUUCUAGUGGCCAUCGUAAAGACAUUGCUGGUCUACACCGAAGAUCAGAAGAAAGAAAUUGAACGGGAGUGUCGAAUAUUGAAAGAACUAGAAGCCCACGAAAAUUUUAUCCGCUAUUUCACUCAUAGACAAGAUGAGAACUAUAUGUACCUUGCAGUAGAACUGUGUCUGUGUUCUGUGGCAGAUCUUUUGGAUCGAGAGCUCAAUAAUCAAUUCUGCAUGGAUGAAGAAAUUCUCUCGGAUUUACCAAAGAAAGAAAUCCUACGACAGGCAACGAGAGGACUCAAUUACUUGCAUGAAAACAACUUUGUCCACCGAAACAUCAAGCCAAACAACUUCCUUAUUAAGGAAGUUGAUCCGUCCGCGAAAAGCUUAUGCCGAUAUGUAGUUAAAAUAACUGAUUUUCGUCUAACCAGAAAGCACGACCUUGAGAACACUGGAAAGCUAUCGGGAUCUGCUGCAUCAGAAGGAUGGGAAGCACCGGAAAGUACAGAUGUGACAAAAGAUCUCAGCACAACAUUGGAUGUCUUCAUCCUAGGUUGUUUCUAUCACUAUGUCCUAACCGCAGGUACGGGUGAUGGAAAACCCAAACAUCCAUUCGGCGACACUUCCAGUCUGCGUAUACGAAACCUUCACAAUAAAGAUUAUUCAGUCUAUAACAAAGGCCUUGACUUCGUUCUCAGUGAUGGGAACGAGGACGUGGUAAGGCUUAUGGAAUUGAUGUUGAAGUUCAACGAAAGCGAACGUCCAACAUUACAAGCAGUCCUUUGCAGCCUUUAUUUCAGCCCUGUCAAAGAUUAUGAUAUAUAUAAUAAGAGAAAUGAGAUGAAACCUGGCCAUUGCGUUAUCUUUAACCAGCAAUUUUUUAAAAAUAAAGAACAGAACCGCGCAGGUAGCGACAAGGAUCGAGAAAAGUUAAAGCUUAUGUUUCACGGAUCGGGUAUCGACACUGAAGUUUAUGAAAAUCUUGAAUCGUUUGAUUUGAUAUCCAAAAUCAAAAAUCUGGCCAAAAGAGAUUGGAAGGAUUAUGGAUGCUUUAUUGUGUGCCUUUUGUCUCAUGGAGUCGAGAACGCAAUUCAGUGUUACGACGGUCGAUACGUUAAUUAUACUGAACUCAAGAACGAGUUCUCUUUAUAUAAUUGCCCCAGUCUGUACGGCAAACCCAAAAUUUUCAUUGUCCAGGCUUGUCAGGUGCCAUUGAGUAAAAACGGCGACAUUUUUCCCCACAUGUGGGAUACCAUUUCCUUUGCUCUCGGUAAAUGGCAAUCACCUACCGAAGUCAAAUGGCCAAAAUUGGAAAUUAAUCCCAACUAUGAAAGCAAAAUAAGGCAAGACGCUAUGAAGUAUCCUCCACUAAUGGAUUUCAUAACAAUCAAAGCAGCUAUGGCCGGCUUCGAAGCCUUCAGGAACAAGGAUCUAGGUACUUUUUUCAUCAACGCUCUCUGUGAUACUUUGUCCGAAGAAAUGAAGAAAGAUAAUCCCCAUCAUCUGGAAUACUUACUUAAAAUGAGUGUUCAGGAUAAAAUCAAUGCAUUUUCAAGGGCAGAGAUGGCGAAUGUCAUGCACCAAUUUGAGUGCAAGAACCAAGGUGAGGGCCAGCAACAAGGUGUGUGUCAGUGCUUCUGGCAAACCAUGCAAUGGGAAACAUGCCUGAGCAAAAACAUUACAUUUCGCAACUGUGCAGUCAAAGGCAAAGACGUUACACCUAAGCCAGAUUCAAAGAAAGGAUGAUUACCAUUUCAUCGUAAAACCCUAGCGUUUGUUAUAGUUGGAGGUUCAGUUUGAAUUUGGUACGUGAUUCCCAGUAGUAAAACAAUAGGAGAUCCAAGUUGCUGUUGAUAAAUCCUGUCUGUUGAAAAUGUUCUGUGAUUUAUAAAUUGUCAUCUGUAACAUCUCUAGCCAAUACAUUGGAUAUCUUCAGCCAAAGA